AUGGAGCUGUCUACCUUCCCUGGUGCUGAAAUCCUUUACAACAGCACCUGGCAAGACUUUAGCUCAAGUCCUCUCACAACUUCUAAUGCCACAAAUCAAUCGCCGAUGAAAAAUACUACUUCAAUCAUCAUAGCUAUUGCUAUCACUGCCCUGUAUUCUGUCGUCUGUGUGGUGGGGCUUUUGGGGAAUAUCCUGGUAAUGUACGGCAUUGUCAGAUACACCAAGUUGAAAACUGCCACCAACAUCUAUAUCUUCAACUUAGCCCUGGCAGAUGCUUUGGCCACCAGUACUCUGCCCUUCCAGAGUGCUAAGUAUCUGAUGGAGACCUGGCCUUUUGGGGAACUGCUUUGCAAAGUUGUCCUCUCCAUUGACUACUACAACAUGUUCACCAGCAUCUUCACCCUCACGAUGAUGAGUGUGGACCGGUACAUUGCUGUCUGCCACCCAGUCAAGGCCUUGGAUUUCCGGACCCCAGCUAAAGCAAAGUUAAUCAAUGUUUGCAUCUGGGUCCUCUCCUCUGUGAUUGGAGUACCUAUCAUGAUCAUGGCUGUCACUAAAUCUGAAGGUGGCAUUAUGAUCUGUCUCCUUCAGUUUCCUGAACCUCAAAUUUACUGGGAUACUGUUACCAAGAUUUGUGUUUUUAUCUUUGCUUUCUUGGUUCCCAUCUUGGUAAUCACCAUCUGCUAUGGGCUUAUGAUUCUCCGCUUGAAGAGCGUCCGUCUCCUCUCAGGUUCCAAGGAGAAGGACCGCAAUCUGCGCCGUAUUACACGCAUGGUGCUAGUUGUGGUAGCAGCCUUCAUCAUCUGUUGGACUCCCAUCCAGAUCUUCGUCAUUGUUUGGACUCUGGUUGGCAUUGACAAGAAGAACCCCUAUGUCAUGGCCAGCCUGCAUUUUUGUAUUGCCCUGGGCUAUACAAACAGCAGCCUCAACCCUGUCCUUUAUGCUUUCUUGGAUGAAAAUUUUAAGAGAUGUUUUAGGGAGUUCUGCCUCCCAUUCCGAUCACGGAUGGAGCAGAACAGCUUCAGCCGGGCCCGGAACACCACUCGAGAACGUGUUUCUACCUGCACUCCAUCUGAAGUUCUUCAUAAGUCAGCAUGA
Messenger RNA from Python bivittatus (Burmese python), 1098 nucleotides. It is a transcript of the gene OPRD1, whose product is annotated as opioid receptor delta 1. The record is from RefSeq and is a predicted model, not a curated record. Gene Ontology annotation, cellular component: neuron projection; plasma membrane. Gene Ontology annotation, biological process: neuropeptide signaling pathway; G protein-coupled opioid receptor signaling pathway. NCBI's taxonomy places the organism in Eukaryota, Metazoa, Chordata, Lepidosauria, Squamata, Pythonidae. Gene Ontology annotation, molecular function: neuropeptide binding; G protein-coupled enkephalin receptor activity.